GUGUGUGUGGAGAGAUUAGCUGGAGGCUCCUCACCGCGGAAUGUCGCUUUUAAAUCUGUCACUUUUAAUGUAAUAAAUGUUUUAUAAAUCGCUGACAGCUGCUUCGUUUAUCUGCUUUUAACUUGUUAAUUUAGUAACCUGGACGUUUAGAGGUGUAGUUUUGUCUGAACAGUGUGCGUGUCCGGCAUCAUGAUGGACUCAUGCUUCAACGAUAAGGUGGCCAGGGCCGAAACCAUCGUGGUAGAAGAUCUGAGGAGGGAUCUCAACUUCGACCUGACGGAGUUUGCUGAUUCUCAGGACUCGAGCGGGUUGGACCGAGAGUUUUUGCAGGUGUAUCUCAGGAUACGACCGUUUUCAGCGGCUGAAAUUGAAAAUAAUGAAUCACAGGACUGUGUUACCAUCCAGCCUCCUGAUACGGUUCUCCUCAAAGCUCCCAGAUCUUCUCUCUCAGCCAGAGCCAGUGAUAAACCUGUUCCUCAGACUGCUCAGCGCUUCAGCUUCUCUCAGGUGUUUGGACCGGACACCUCACAGAAGGACCUGUUCGACGGCACGGUGAGGAACCUGGUGAUGAACGUGCUGGAGGGACGAAAUUCCCUCGUCUUCACGUACGGAGUCACGAACGCUGGGAAGACCUUCACAUUUUUAGGACCGGAGCACGACGUGGGCGUUCUACCUCGCUCACUAAACAUGAUCUUCAGCAGCCUGGAGGGUCGGAUCUUCACUCAGAUGAGCGUGAAACCUCUGAGAUGCCAUGAGGUCCUGAAGCUCACCAAGCAGCAGCAGGUGGAGGAGAACCUCAGCAAACGCCAGCUCCUCCGACUCCUCAAAGAGAGCGAUUCUCAGAAAAGCAGCUUCUCCAGCCUGUCCAGUUCCAGAUCUGAAGGUUCGGAUCUGGCCGAUAUGGAAACGUGGUCCGGUAAGAGGAGCUUCAGUCUGGACCUGGAUCCUCACACCCAGUUCUCCAUCUGGGUUUCGUUCUGUGAGAUCUAUAACGAGAACAUCCACGAUUUACUGGAGCAGUCGAACAGCACGGCGGUACGGCGAGCAAACCUGCGCCUGUGUCAGGACAUCAAAGGAAACUCCUUCAUCAAAGAUCUGCGCUGGGUGCAGGUGAACAGUGCUGACGAGGCCUUUAAGGUCAUGAAACUGGGUAAAAAGAACCAGAGCAUUUCAUCCACCAAACUGAACCAGCUCUCCAGCAGGAGCCACAGUAUCUUUUCGGUGAGGAUGUUACGGAUCGAUGACGUGGAGACGCUCAGAGUGCGCUCCGUCAGCGAGUUGUCUCUGUGUGACCUGGCCGGGUCGGAGCGCUGCGGUAAAACUCAGAAUAAAGGAGAACGACUGAAGGAAGCAGGAAACAUCAACACGUCUCUGCUCAGCCUGGGGAAGUGCAUCAACGCUCUCAAGGGAAACCAGCAGGCCAGGCACCACGUGCCGUUCAGAGAGAGUAAGCUCACUCACUACCUGCAGGGUUUCUUCACCGGCCGCGGAAAAGCCGCCAUGAUCGUGAACAUCAAUCAGUGCGCCUCCAUGUACGACGAGACCCUCAACGUCCUCAAGUUCUCCGCCGUGGCACAGAAGGUGGUGGUCCUCAGCACCCCCGCCGUGCUCCCGUUGGUGGUGAAGAGGAGCGCCAGGGAGGUGUCGUUCAUCAUCAACAGGGCCACCGGGCGCGGGUCGAGGCGCACCUCCCUGCUGAAAUGGGAGCAGAGUCUGGAGGACGUGCAGGAGGACGAGCUUCUCUCCGAGGACGAGGAGGAGGAGGAGCAGAGCGUGCUGGAGGAGACGCUGCAGGAGGACGAGGACGACGAGGGGAAGGAGACCGUACUGCUGGAUAAAGACGCCUACCAGAAUCAGCUGUUGUUUAUAGAAGAGCUAAAGGAAGAGCUGAGAACAGCUCGGGCGGAGGCUGCUGCAGUAGAGGAGAGGAUCAGAGAGGAAGUGACCAAAGAGUUCAGUCAGCUCUUCUCCCAGAUGCAGGCGGAUUACAGCGAGCGCGUUAGCAAGGAGCGAGAGCUGGCGGAGCAGCGCUGCGAGCGGCGCCUGGAGAUCUUCAAAGCCUUAGUGGAGAAAACCUCCCAACCUCAGUGUGAAGAAGAAGAAGAACCUGCCAAACUUCAGGAGAAUGAGCGCCCCUCUCUGGACGGGAUGAUCGACUCCAUGUGCGGCGACCUGGCCGGGAUCAGGAAGGACGCGGAAGCGGCGCAGUCGUGCCUGGUGACCCUCGACCCCCCGACCCUGCGGCUCCUGGAGAAGAAGGUGGCGGAUCUGACCGAGCAGCUCGGCGAGACGCGGAAACUGCUGGACGACAAAACGCAGGAGCUGAACGUUCAGAGCAGUUUGGGGAAGGACCUGGAGGAAAUGAAAGUGACUCUGCAGGGCCGUGAACAGAGGGUGGAGGAUCUGAUGAUGAUGUGUGUGGAGAAGGACGAGAUGAUCACUAAAGUCCAGGCUGCUCUGGAUCGAUCUGUGGAGGACAACAGCAGAAACAGCGCUCUGAUCAAGAACCUGCUCCAGCUCAAGGACAACUGCACGUGCUCAGAACGCCGAACCAGACCCGAAACGCGCAAACGCAGACAGGAAGGGGCGGAGCCUCACGCCGACGAACUCCACGGACAGCCGCCGUCAAAGAAAGAGACUCUGGAGGACUCCGCUAUCCCAGAAGACACUGCGCAUGCUGAUGACUCACCUGUGCUGGAGGUCAAAGAAAUCCUGGGCCGUGAUCUCGAGAGCUAUCGUGCUGAGCUGCGCCGUAAAGACGAGCAGAUCGCCGAUCUCCAGCGGGAACGCCAGACUCUGGAGUUCUGCAUCCGAGAGCUGAGAUCCCGGCUGGAGCGGUGGGAGCCACCCUGCUCUGAGACUCUGAGAGAAAUGGAGCAGAUGAUCUGUGAGGAACAGGAGCAGCAGUUCCAGUCCAUCAUGUCACGCCUGAACAUCAUGGAGAACAAGCUCGGCACCGCCAGGAUGAACGCCGGCCUCUUAAAAACAUCUCUCCAGAGCAGACCUACCAGAGAUCCAGGAGCGGAGGAGAUAAAAACCCUACGACGAGAGCUGGAGGAGAACGAACACACUCGCGAUGCUCUCCAAGCUGAGGUCGUGAUCCUGAAGGGCGUCAUCAAAGAUCUGGAGAGUAGGAACGCUCAGGAGAACCCCGAACACCCAUCAGAAGCUAGAACGUCUAGUACGGAAACCCUGCUGGCGCACAGAGAGGCGGAGCUCGCUCAGAAGGAGGCGGAGCUCGAAGCUCUCCAGGAGGAGGCUCAGGAGGCGAGGAAGCGCGAGGUGGAGCGGAGACGAGAGCUGCUGGCCGUGGCCGAAGAGGCCAUCGCUCAGAAGGACGCCGAGCUGGAAGAACGCCAAGCCGAAAUCGACAGGAUGAAGGAGGAGGUGAGGAGAAACACCGAGAAGAUGAAGAGUUUAUCGGUGGACGCGCAGAGGAGAGAGGACGAGUCGGACGACCUGAGGGAGAAGCUCGCCGACUCCAAAAAACAGAUCCAGCAGGUUCAGAGAGAGAUCUCCUCCAUGCGUGAUGAGGAGAAAGCUCUGAAGCAGAAGCUGGCCGACCUGGAGAAGAUCAAAUCUCAGCUCCAGAACGACCUGCAUAACCGAGAUCGGAUCAUCCAGCAGCUGAAGAGUCGGCGUUUAUCCGAGUCUAAACCACAGAACCACACCCAGCUGUAUGAAAAAGCUCUUAAAGAUCUACAGCAGCGUGAGUGUAUGAUGGAGGAGAUGAAGCUGGUCCUGAGUGAACAGGAGGAGACUCAGACUCAGAUGGACGUGGAGCUGGAGAGCAGAGAAGCUCAGAUCCAGCAGCUCACCCAGGAGCUGGAGAACCUGAAGGAGCUGCUUCGAAGGCAGAAGACCAAUCACGGCUCACUGCAUCAUCCUGACCCCGCCCGAACUGAUGCCCGAGAGGAAGCCGCACGGGCGCAGGAGGAACUGCAGGGGGUGAGUGUGAAGCACCGGGCCGAGCGCAGGAAGUGGCUGGACGAGAAGCUGCUCCUGAUCUCCCAGGUGAAGGAGGCGGAGGAGAGAAGGAACCAGGACAUGAGGCGCUACGCUGAGGACCGAGAGAGACACGCCCGCCAGCUCGCAGAAACUGAGUCGCUGAAGGAGCGUCUGGUGGAGCGUGAGCAGGAGAUGGAGAGAUGGAGGAGGGAGAGAGACGCUCUGGUCUCAGCUCUGGAGUUCCAGCUGAAGAAACUCGUCUCCACCAUCGCCGAGAAAGACCAACAGAUCAAAGCGCUGACGUGCAGUAACACUAAACAGCCACCAGAGGUGGUGGAUGGAGGACUGAAGGACCUGCAGGAUCUGUUGAAGGAGAGAGACGAGGAGAUACAGCGACUGCAGCAGCAGCUCAGAGAGACCGCACCCACCCCCAAAAUCAGCCCCCCCACCACCCACUCAUACACACAGACGGCGUCGGUGGAGGAUUCAUUAGCCGAGCCGCCGCUGGACACCAGCACACUGAGACUGAAACACACUCGGACCCGAGCGUCCGUCACCAGCCAGGGCUCGUGUGGUAGCACUCCGUCGGUCCUGGACUCCUCCGUGAUCUCCACGGAAGCGGGUCGCUGUUCCCGGUUCCCCCGACCCGAACUGGAGAUCUCCUUCAGCUCCCUGCAGCCGGAACGGUUCCGCCUGAAACGACCCGGCCAGCACUCGGCCGUCACCGUCAACCUCACCCGCAAGAGGAAGAGCAGCGAGGUGGACCGGAAAAGAGGCAGCAGCAGAAAGAUCAAAGCCAGAUGCAGCGCUGCUCCUCAGGACGGGGUGGAGAACGAGAACAGGAGGAACACCAGGUGUAAGAAGACUCCUGCCCUCCCUGCACACCCGGAGGAGGAGAUGUCUCCAGCACUGGUGGUGAAAAGUUCCCACAGUUCCCAGUCCAGUCUGAAAGGGAAGAAGGAGGGAAAGUUCCCCAAGAUCGGAGAUCUCCUCAACAGCUCGCCCAACUUCCUGGGGAGCAAAGCCAAGAGGAUCAUGGGAUUGAUGAGCGGUAAAUCUCCAGACGAGGGCGGAUCGUCGCUCAAACGACCCAAACGAAAAAUCAAAAUCUCGUCUCCCAUGAACAUCUCGGCCAAUCAGUUCAUCAGUGGAGACGUGGUGGAGGAGAAAGAAAUCGAGCUGAACAUGAAGAGGCGCCUGCGCAGCAAAACUCAGAAGUAACCCGCAGAGACCCUGACCACGCCCUGCAGUCACUACACGUCUUAUCUUCUUCUGUGUGUUUUAUAAGUGUGUGUGUGAUUUUUAUUACUCUGUCUUUGUGGUGUGUGUGUGUGUGUGUGUGUGUCACGUUUGCACUUUUCCUGACGGCGCUCGUCGGUUGUGGCGGUGCCGUGAUGCUGUUCUGUGUUCUGUAUGAUGGUUCACACGCAUGAGGAAGGUUAAAGUUCACCUUUAUAUAUCACUAUUUUAUAUAUCUGCACUGUUUUUAAUCUGUAUUUAACAUGUAAAGCU
Trichomycterus rosablanca is the source of this 5460-nucleotide messenger RNA. It is a transcript of the gene kif20ba, whose product is annotated as kinesin family member 20Ba. The record is from RefSeq and is a predicted model, not a curated record. Gene Ontology annotation, cellular component: kinesin complex; microtubule; nucleus. The transcript has 36 exons. The coding region runs from base 190 to 5169 and encodes 1659 amino acids. Gene Ontology annotation, biological process: microtubule-based movement. NCBI's taxonomy places the organism in Eukaryota, Metazoa, Chordata, Actinopteri, Siluriformes, Trichomycteridae. Gene Ontology annotation, molecular function: microtubule motor activity; microtubule binding; ATP binding.